GCACUUUUCCGUGUGGGGCCUGGAGCAAUUCCGGCGGGUGUGGCUGGUGAACGAGGAAGAGGCCAAGGAAUUCAUGCGGAAAGCUCUGGAAGCCGAUCGGAUCAUCCACAUCCAACAGCUGGGAAUUCCUUGGGAAGAGCCGCUCCAUUGGUUCCUGGAAAACGUGGGACCCUUGGGAGAGAAGCCGGAAAAAAGGACGGCCCUGCAGGCGGCCCGGGAAGCGCUGGAAGAGGAAAACUCCGGAAAACCUCCCAAGGACGGGAAAAGCCGGAAAAAGAAAACCUUGGGAAGCGGAAAAGAAGGAAAAGGGAUUCCCAGAAAACCCGGACGUGGCUCCAGACCCUUGGGAAACGUUCCCAAGGAAACCAUCCGACGGAUCCUGGAGCUGCUCCGGGACGAGUCGGGAUUCCUGACGGAGAAGGAGCUGCUGAAGCCGCUGCAGGAGCUGGAGGGGCCCCAGGACACCCUUGGGAAGAUCCAAUCCCUCUUCCAGGCCCUCCGGAUCGAGGACGAGGACGACCUUUUCCAACUGGUGGAUUCCUUCCUCAAACACAAAUCCCGGGAAACACCAGAGAAGAUCCAGUUCCAGGGAAGUGCCGGGGGGGAUCUCCCGGAUCCGAUCAAGGAGGGAGGAGCCGCUUCCCGGAUAAUUGAGCUCCGAUGCUCCCGGAAUUCCCAGAGCUCCGUGCACGUCCACGUGGAUGACGUCAUGAAGAUCCUGAAGGAAUUCCUGAGGAAUUUCGACAGGCUGAGAGACGCUGCAGCCGCGGCCGCCCGGGAAGCUCUGGAUGCCCGGGAUUCCUCCGGAGACGCGGAAUACUGGGAAGCGCUGACCCACGUCAUUCCAGAGCCCAGGCUGAAACUUUGGGAUGCUCUGGACACGGCACUUCUGGAAUACCAUCGUGUCCUGAGCCGGAGGGCCGAGCUCCUUUCCCAGGCCACGCUCCUGCAGCAGCAGAACUCGGAGCUGGGAAUGCUCCUGGAGGAAUAUCUGCGCUCCAAAGCCAGCGGCUGAGCCGGGAAUUCCGGCCCCUUUCCUGUCAAAAUCCCAUGGGAACGGAGCUAAAUGUGUCCAGAGGAAUCGUUGGGAAUGGGUGGGAAGGGGAGGGGAUUUGUUGGGGCUGGGGC
Molecule: messenger RNA, 1128 nt
Organism: Neopelma chrysocephalum (saffron-crested tyrant-manakin)
Lineage: Eukaryota; Metazoa; Chordata; Aves; Passeriformes; Pipridae
Gene: DRC1
Product: dynein regulatory complex subunit 1
Exons: 7
Biological process (GO): axonemal dynein complex assembly; cilium-dependent cell motility; regulation of cilium movement
Cellular component (GO): axoneme; axonemal dynein complex
Source: RefSeq, a predicted model, not a curated record